Durusdinium trenchii is the source of this 702-nucleotide messenger RNA. NCBI's taxonomy places the organism in Eukaryota, Dinophyceae, Suessiales, Symbiodiniaceae. The record is from the annotation of a GenBank genome assembly.
AUGCCUGCAAGCAUUCAAGGUGUCAAUGCAACGGACUACUUCGAGGCAGCAGUUGCAGAGGCCCGAAUCCACGAGCUUCAGCAGAUGGAGCGGAAGUGGCAGCGUGAGGUCCUGGUGCGGCAGUUCCUCUCGGAGCGUCGGAAGCUGGGGGAAGAGUUCCGCGCAGAGUUCCAGGAGUUGCUGCUUCGCUUGGACCGAUCCUUCAAGUCUUUCAAGGCACAGAAGCAAAGGAGACUCGCUCAAGUCGGCAAAGCCGAGGGCUCCACCGCAGAGCAGUCCGAGGCUGCAGAAGAAGCAGAGGAGGAGGAAAGAGAAGAGGAUGAGAUUGUCGAGGUUGGGGCAUCUGACUUUCUGGGUGGACGGGUGGGCAGUACCCAAAAGUCUGUGAGUAUGGACAGGUGCAUAGGCAGGAAGCAGGAAGAAAUUCAACUUGGAAAUUCUACAUUGCUUGGUGGGACCCCGUCAAAAGGAAAGGCCGCUAAAGAGCGACGUUCUUCAGGUGCAAAGACGCUCCGAAAUCCUCCAGGCUUCGGGUGGGCGGGGUUUCGGGCAGAGAAGCUGAGAAAGGGCUUGGGAGAGGGGACAGAUUGGGGGGCUUUAGUGGUGGAAGAUGGCAAGUUCACUUGUUCUUAUGAUUUUGGUGCAUGUGGGGGGACAUCCUUGUGUCUGAGAGGAGCAACGCAACACAGCGAAGUUCUGUAG